Molecule: messenger RNA, 585 nt
Organism: Alternaria arborescens
Lineage: Eukaryota; Fungi; Ascomycota; Dothideomycetes; Pleosporales; Pleosporaceae
Exons: 3
Coding region: 1-585 (194 amino acids)
Source: RefSeq, a predicted model, not a curated record
AUGGUAUGUCAGGAUGUUGAGCUGUUUGGAGCCCACAACUUUGGCGCAACCUUCCGCGUUCCUGGUUUUGUGACCAUCGGCCCUGAUUUCCGCAUCAUUGGUUCACUCGCUGGAGAAGCGCAACUGAAAAUCAAUGCAAUGUAUGAGAUGGAGAUGCCUGGCCGGGACUACUCCAUGCGAUAUCCCAUCCCCGAUGGUGAGGACGACAAACCCGACGAGGAGACUACGAAGAAAGAUGUUUCUGGAUGCGGUGUCCAUGACCAAUUUACUUGGGACCUGGAUGCCUCGGGCAAGGUCACUGCACACAUUAUCCCAAAAGUGACGUUCGGCAUUGUGUUUGAUAGCUCUGCAAUAUCUAAUGCUGCGCUCGAUCCGGGUGUCGAUUCGUAUGCGCAGUUGUAUGCGAAUACGAAAGUUGGCAGCAAUCAGCCCUUUAUCUACUGCUACGGUAUGGAUGCUGGUGCAGAGCUCUUUGGAAACAUAGAAGCGCCAACAGUUUUCAAAACCAAGUGGAGCAAACAUUACUCUCUCUGGAGCGAUGAAUAUGCUGUCAUCCCACGAUACUGCAGCGAUGGGUCGGCGUAG